This is a messenger RNA of Daucus carota subsp. sativus, 791 nucleotides long. Its product is annotated as large ribosomal subunit protein uL24z. Gene Ontology annotation, cellular component: ribosome; cytosolic large ribosomal subunit. The transcript has a single exon. The record is from RefSeq and is a predicted model, not a curated record. Gene Ontology annotation, molecular function: structural constituent of ribosome; RNA binding. Lineage: Eukaryota; Viridiplantae; Streptophyta; Magnoliopsida; Apiales; Apiaceae. Gene Ontology annotation, biological process: ribosomal large subunit biogenesis; cytoplasmic translation. Bases 1 to 633 code for a protein of 210 amino acids.
AUGGGCCUUUGCCCCAACCCUCAUAUUCUAAAACACCCACCCAACUCAAAAAGCCCAAAUAGACAUAACACACCAACACUCAUAAACCCUAAUUCUCACCACUCCCUCUACAAAUCGCCACACACACAGCGAGAGAGAGGGAGAGAGGGAGAGAGAGACUCAGAGAGAGAGAUCCACCAAAGCAACGCAAAAAUGAAGUACAACCCACGAGUGACAAGCUCCCGCCGCAAGAACCGAAAGGCCCACUUCACGGCGCCGUCAAGCGUGCGCCGCGUCCUCAUGAGCGCCCCUCUCUCCACCGACCUCCGCACCAAAUACAACGUCCGCUCCAUGCCGGUCCGUAAAGACGACGAGGUCCAGGUCGUGCGCGGCACCUACAAGGGCCGCGAGGGCAAAGUGGUCCAAGUCUAUCGCCGUAAAUGGGUCAUCCACAUUGAGCGAAUCACUCGCGAGAAGGUCAAUGGGUCAACUGUCAAUGUGGGUGUGAAUCCUUCUAAGGUUGUCAUCACCAAGCUCAGACUCGAUAAGGAUCGCAAGUCGCUGCUCGAGCGAAAGGCCAAAGGCCGUGCUGUGGCUGAUAAGGAGAAGGGGACUAAGUUCACUACUGAGGAUAUUAUGCAGAGUAUUGAUUAAGAGGUGUUUUGCUUGGUUUAGUUGUUUUUGGUUUCGUGUUUUGUUAUAACUUUCGAUCUUAAAUUGUUGCGUAUUUCAGUAAGAUAUAUGAGUAUUGGAUGUUAGACUUGAUAUAUUUAUGUUUGGUAAUAGCUAUGAAAUGUGUUUUGUUUUCUCCA